AUGGUUGCACAAUAUUCCAAAGCUGUUCAAAACUAUGAAAAAGCGAUUAAUAUUCAAACAGAAGUCUUUUCCCAACCUCAUCCAGAUUUAGCUAAGACAUAUAACGAUAUUGGCUCAGCAUAUUCUGGCAUGGGUGAAUACGCGACUGCUCUUGAAAAUUACAAUAAAGCGUUUGAAAUACAGCAGAAAGCUUUACCAUCCGCUCAUUCAGACUUCGCUACAACUUACAACAACAUAGGUUCAGUAUACAUUGAUACUGGCGAAUAUUCAAGAGCUCUUGAAAACCACAAUAAGGCUCUUGACAUUUUGCUCAAGUCGUCGAUCGAAUCAGAUUUGGCCAGAAGUUAUAAUAAUAUAGGUGUAGCGUAUUCACAUAUGGGAGAACAAUUCAGAGCUCUUGAAAACUACAACAAAGCUUUGGAAAUUUGUCAGAGGUCUGCAUCGUCGAAUGAUCUAUGUUUAGCCCCCACUUAUAACAACAUAGGUUCCGUGUAUUCCAGUAUGGGUGAGCAUUCAAGAGCUCUCGAGAACUACUAUAAAACACUCGAGAUUUAUACCAAAUCGUUGUCACCCACUCAUUCCAAUACCGCCAAGACUUACAGCAGCAUAGGCUUAGAGUACUUGCGUAUGGGCGAAUACUCGAAAGCUGUUGAAAACUGCAAUAAAGCAGUAGCGAUUCAACAACAAUCUUUGUCUCCUGAUCAUCCAGAUUCAGUCAGCAUUUUCAACAACAUCGCUGGUGUUUAUGAUCAUAUGGGCAAUUAUUCUAGAGCUCUUGAAGUCUACAAAAUGGCACUGAGAAUAUAUAGAAAAACUUUGCCACCGACUCAUCCUUAUUUAGCAUCGGCUUACAACAACAUCGCUGGUGUGUAUUCGAGCAUGAGUGAUCAUUUAAAAGCUCUGGAAAAUCAAAAGAAAGCAAUUAAAAUUCGACAGAGAGUAUUACCACCGACACAUCCCGAUUUAGCCAUGAGCUACAACAAUAUUGGUUCGGUAUAUACUGAUAUGGGGGAAUCCACAAAAGCUCUCGAAUACUACAAAAAGGCUAUCAAAAUUCAACUCAAAAUUCUGCCAUCCAGAUCUGCAGAUUUAGCUAGAACCUAUGGUAAUAUGGGUUUAUUGUAUUCUUAUAUUGGUGAUGAUUCAAAAGCUCUGGAAAAUCAAAGAAAAGCACUUGCAAUUCGACAGAAAGUGUUAUCAUCGGUUCAUCCGGAUUUAGCCAUAAGUUACACGAAUAUAGGUUCGAUAUAUUCUCGUAUGGGCGAUCAUCCAAAAGCUCUGGAAAAUCAAAACAAAGCACUUCAGAUUCAAGAGGAAAUAUUACCGCCGACUCAUACCGAUUUAGCCCGCAGCUAUAGCAACAUAGCUUUAACCUAUUCUCGUAUGGGUAAUCAUUCAAGAGCUCUGGAGAAUCAGAAGAAGGCACUUGAUAUUCAAGAGAGAGUACUGCCACCAAUCCAUGCAGAUUUAGCCACAAGCUACAUGGAGCUAGGUUCAAUAUAUUCUCGCAUGGGUGAUCAUUCAAAAAUUUUCAUAUAUUACAAUAAGGCACUUGAAAUUUAUCGAAAGAUUUUGCAAUCUGCUCAUCCAAAUUUCGCAACAACCUACAAUAACAUAGGUUUAGUGUAUUCCCGGAUGGGUGAUUAUUCAAGAGCUCUCGAAAAUUACAACAAGGCACUCGAAAUUCAACAGAAAGUAUUGUCUCUCUCUCAUCCAGAUUUGGCCACAACCUAUAACAAUAUAGGUUCAGUGUAUUCUGAUAUGGGUGAUUAUUUAACAGCACUUGAAAACUACAACAAGGCACUUGGGAUUCAACAGAAAGUACUGUCGCUGACUGAUCCAAGUUUGGCCACAACCUAUAAUAAUAUUGGUUCGCUGUACUCUGGUAUUGGCCAACAAUCAAGGGCUCUGGAAUAUUACAAGAAGGCACUUGCAAUUCAAGAGAAAGUAUUGCCAUCAAUCCAUGGAGAUUUGGCUGCAAGCUACAGCAAUAUAGGUUUAGUGUAUGCUGAAAUGGGUGAUUAUUUAAGAGCUUUGGAAAGUCAAAAGAAAGCACUUGAAAUCAAACGGAAAAUCUUACCAUCAAGCCAUCGGAGCUUAGCCACAAGCUACAACAAUUUAGCUCUAGUGCAUUUUCGUGUUGGUGAUUAUUCAAAAGCCCUUCAAAAUCAGAAGAAAGCCCUUGAAAUUCAAGAGAAAGUAUUGCCACGAAUCCAUGCAGAUAUAGCCAUGAGCUACAACAAUAUAGGUUGGAUAUAUUCUUCUAUGGGAAAAUACACAAUUGCUCUCGAAAAUUACAACAAGACUCUCGAAAUUCGACGCAGAGUUCUGCCGUCGACACAUCCAGAUUUAGCAAAAAGUUACAACAAUAUAGGUUCAGUGUAUUCUCGUAUGGGUGAUGAGUCAAAAGCUCUCGAAAACUAUAACAAGGCCUAUGAAAUUCUCGAGAAAAACUCCCACUUGACUCAUCUCAAUUUAGCCAACACUCGAAACAACAUCGGUUUAGUGUAUUCUCAUAUGGAUAAUCAGUCAAAAGCUCUUGAAAAUUACGAUAAAGUUCUCGAAAGUUUUCCUAAGUCUUUGCCAUCUACUUAUCUCAGUCAAGCUAUGAGAUACAACAACAUUGGUCCUAUAUAUUCUCAUAAAAGCGACUAUCCUAGCGCUCUUCAGUACUUGUAUAAGGCACUGGAAAUUCUACGUAAAAAUUCACCAUCUACAGACCCAAAUCUCGCCAAAGUUUAUAACAACAUCGGUGGAGUGUAUUUAAAUAUGGAUGAACAUUCAAAAGCUCUGGAAAACUACCAAAAAGCACUUGAAAUCCGAGAAAAAUAUCAACCACCGAAUUAUCUUGAUAUAGCCGAGACAUGUGAUCAUAUUGGUUUAACGUACGAAAGAAUGGGUGACAACUCAAAAGCACAAGAAUAUUUCAAAAAAGCGCACGAAGCAAGACAACAAUUGAAUUUGUUGUUCAAUGAACUUUGUAAUUCAACUUCAUCGUCGUCUACUCUUAGUUUAAACUGA
Messenger RNA from Adineta ricciae, 3021 nucleotides. The record is from the annotation of a GenBank genome assembly. NCBI's taxonomy places the organism in Eukaryota, Metazoa, Rotifera, Eurotatoria, Adinetida, Adinetidae.